UGGACAGUUGAGAAAUACCCUGUGACGCCGUGCAUCUUGCCGAAGAGACGGGGAUACUGCCGCAUCCGAAUGAACCUCGCCUAUCGCUGCGGUCGGGAAAGGAACAUAACAAAGGCAAAACAUCGGCCACUUAACCAAACGUGGCUUAAAAUACUCGGAUAAUGACAGAGACUACUAAAACGCACGUUAUUCUGCUGUCAUGCGGAAGUUUUAACCCAAUCACUAAAGGACAUAUUCAUAUGUUUGAGAAAGCCAGAGAGCAUCUUCACAAGACUGGGCGUUUUAUAGUGAUUGGUGGAAUUAUUUCUCCAGUUCAUGACUCCUAUGGAAAACCGGGUCUGGUCCCCAGCAGACAUCGUCUUACCAUGUGUCAGCUGGCAGUUCAGUCUUCUGAUUGGAUCAGGGUGGACCCCUGGGAGUGUUACCAGGACAAAUGGCAAACUACCUGCAGUGUGCUGGAACACCACCGAGACCUCAUGAAGAGAGUGACAGGGUGUAUUCUCUCCAAUGUGAACACACCCUCUACAACCCCUGUGAUUGGCCAGCCGCAGAAUGAGACCUCAACCAUCUACCAGAAUCGUAACACAGCUAACAAACCCACAGUUGUUAAACUGUGGGGAAAGAUGAGUGAAAGCUUUGGCAAAAUCUGUUGUGUUCGCCCAAACAUGGACCGUUUCACCUUUGUGGAUGAGAAUGCCAACCUGGGGACUGCCAUGAGAUAUGAGGAAAUUGAGCUGCGUAUCCUUCUCCUGUGUGGAAGUGAUUUGCUGGAGUCCUUCUGCAUCCCGGGCCUGUGGAAAGAGAGUGAUAUGGAGGUGAUUGUGGGAGACUUUGGGAUAGUGGUGGUGCCUCGGGAUGGAACUGACACAGAGAGGAUAAUGAAUCAUUCGUCUGUCCUGCGCAAGCAUAAGGACAACAUACUUGUGGUAAAAGAUGACAUCAACCACCCGAUGUCCAUUGUCAGUUCGACCAAAAGCAGACUGGCCCUCCAGCAUGGUGAUGGCCACGUGGUGGACUACCUCUGCCAGCCCGUCAUCGACUACAUCCUGCAGAGUCAGCUCUACAUCAACGCCUCAGGAUAGGAGGGGUGCAGCAGCAUCCAUCCCAGCCGUAGUUCUCGUCUGUCUCUGUGUGUCCGUCUUACAGUAUACUCCUCCUGCGCUGUCGCUUUUCCAUAUAGAGGAGCAUUAAGUAUCCAUGUGCUUUUCUUACUGUCUCAUAGUGACUCACUGGGCCUGAGAGUGUACAGUAUUGUGCCUGAGAGCUCUGUUUAUAUGGACUUCUUCCACCAAUAGGAUUCUUUGGACUGUGAUCGGGGAAGGGGCCAAUGGGCGAGACAGAGAGAGGGGGGAUGGGGACAGUAAGCGAUUGGUCAUGUGGCAAGAAAGUGAGAAGGAGAAAUGAAACAUUACCUGCUGUAAUGUUGGGCUCUGCUGUUUAAUUUCCUAUUGACACUUUCCUCAAGUGCAUGCAUGGAUUUUUUAUUUUAUUUUGCGCAUGAGAUCUUCUCCUUGCUUAUGUAGACUGUAGUCUGUUGUGGCAGUGUGUGCUGAGGAGCUAUAUAUUUGCAUAGACGCAUUCCAUCUCUGUCCCCAUUUUCUAUUAUCUACCGUCAUUGUAUAUAGGAAAACUGGAUUGCUGUUGUGUUGCUGUUGCACACUUACGACUGCAGUGCUCUGUCUGCAGUGUGCCGUCAUGCAUACAUGUACAUUGUUUUGCACACUUCUGUACACGUCUUUCUCUUUAUGAAAAUAUCAUUUCACACAGUG
Alosa alosa (allis shad) is the source of this 1769-nucleotide messenger RNA. It is a transcript of the gene nmnat2, whose product is annotated as nicotinamide nucleotide adenylyltransferase 2. Gene Ontology annotation, molecular function: nicotinate-nucleotide adenylyltransferase activity; nicotinamide-nucleotide adenylyltransferase activity. Gene Ontology annotation, cellular component: Golgi apparatus. The record is from RefSeq and is a predicted model, not a curated record. Bases 162 to 1082 code for a protein of 306 amino acids. The transcript is spliced from 11 exons. Gene Ontology annotation, biological process: NAD+ biosynthetic process. NCBI's taxonomy places the organism in Eukaryota, Metazoa, Chordata, Actinopteri, Clupeiformes, Clupeidae.